This is a messenger RNA of Coprinopsis cinerea okayama7#130, 939 nucleotides long. RefSeq lists its product as hypothetical. The transcript is spliced from 8 exons. The record is from RefSeq and is a predicted model, not a curated record. Lineage: Eukaryota; Fungi; Basidiomycota; Agaricomycetes; Agaricales; Psathyrellaceae. Bases 1 to 939 code for a protein of 312 amino acids.
AUGACGUCUACCCUCCUCAAAGUCUACCUCACUCUCUCACUCGUCGCGCUACGCGUCGCAGCCAUCCCCCUCAACGUUACGAGUGUUGGUGUGAUUGGAACAGGAUGCCCACCUGGUACUUCGUCCGUCGACGUCGAUAGGGUUGACGGGAAGGUCAGAGUCCGCAUCCAAGGAUACAAGGCUGAAGCCGGCCCUGGCGUUCCUAUUUCCUACGGUCGACGAAACUGUCGUAUCACUCUCGGAUACGCUAUCGCCGCUGAGAAGACGCUCGUCAAAGCACGAAUCUCUGCCGAUGCCGACGUGCGAUUGUCCGCCAACAACGCGUACUACUGUGAUCCAAGUCAGGUAGAACAAGGACAAGGUGGUACCACGAUCGUUGGUCCUACCAGAGGCGAGGCUAUCCUCACCAACAUAAUCUCUCCUCUUGUAUGGAGCCCCUGCGGAGAGCCUACGAUUGUCAACCUGUCCAACGACCUCCGCGUGGUCAAUACCGAUAACAGGGCCGGCACAGGCUCCAUCGUUCUUGACGAUCUUUACGAGGCUACGUUCGUCUGGCGUCAGUGUGGCGAGAUCCCACCGCCCGUACCUGAGCAGCCUGAAGAGCCUGAGCCUGAAGAUCCCGAGGAUCCUACUCCAGAAGAGCCUACUCCGGAGGAGCCUACCCCCGAAGAGCCUACUCCUGAGGAUCCCACCCCGGAAGAACCUGAAGAACCCACUCCCGAGCCUGAGAAUCCUACUCCCGAGCCUGAAGAUCCUACUCCCGAGCCUGAAGAUCCUGAGCCCGAGCAACCUGAAGAACCCACCCCUGAACGCCCUGAGGAGCCUGAACAACCAGCUCCCGAGCGACCCGAAGAACCUGAAGAGCCUGCACCCGAGCGCCCAGAAGAACCUGAGCAACCUGUCCCCGAGCGUCCAGACGAGCCUGAGGUGGAGGCGUAA